CGAGAUGAGUGCAGCCACCGUCGCAGAGCCCUUCCUCCUCUCCUCCUACCCGGACUCCGCCCCCCACAGAAAACUCUCGGCUGUACCCGUCUACGCCUCGCUACCCUCCACCAGCGAUGCAGACUUCUUCGUCACCGUAGCCGUUCACGGCGACGGCAUACAUGUCCUCGACACGUCGACACUGCACCCGGCAGUGUCACAUACUCUAGGCCCAUCAACAUCCUUCGCAGGCCCUCCGGCGUCGCGAACAACCCACAAGAGCGGCAGUCGUGUCUGCACUACUUAUGCCGUGCUCCAAACGGGCCCCGACGUACAGCCGGAAGGGAAGGGGAAGACAGUGGUCGCAUGGGAGGAAUCGCUGUCAGGAGGUGUGAUGACCGCCGACUUGCAAGGCGAGAAGAACAAAACAGUGGCAGUAGCUCCUCACCCGGUCUCCCACAUAUAUGCGCCCGAAUACCUGCCCGACGCCGCAGUGCUUGUGGGUCCUGCAGGCCAAGUAUCUGUAGCGGACAAGGAGCUCCGAGUGCAGCAUACAUUCACGCCACAAAAUCAGCAAGCGAGCACUUUGCUAAAACACUUUCUCUUCCCCUCCUCUACCUGCUCCUUCUUGUCACCGCAUGUCGCAGCAUCACAUCGUGCUGUGCUAUCACUGUUCCUCAAGAGUGGAGACAUUUCAAGGGUGGCAAUUGUCGGUAUAUCAGAAGAUGGAAGUUUGAGCUCACUAGGGGAGAGCGCACUUCCCAUGGAAGAGACAGAUAUCAUCGACGUCUCAUGUAGUAACUCCGGUUUUAUCAGUGUCCUCUUACACUCCGGAACUUGGCACGCAUUCUCCCUUACCACCUCCCCAUCCUCCUCCCUCUCGGUCUCUUCUGCCGCAGAGCCCCUCCGCCUCCAAGCCCUCACCUUCACCUCUCCCGGCCGUGCUAGUGAAGUGUCCCUCGCAGCACUCACCUCUUCGCAUGUCCUUCUUGCUGGUGUGUCUUCCGGCUCACCCACCGAAAUUGUCCUUCUCUUGUGGGAUCUACGAUACGGCGUUCUGGUCGCGCAACAGGCCAUCCCUGCCCCCUCCACUCUUCCUCGUCCGAAAAAGACUGGCGCAAUAAUCCGCCUCUCAGCUUCAUCCGUGCCGUCUGCAGACGCAAGCAACAAGUCGGCGGUACAUCUAAACGGCCUUCUCGUGCUCGCGCCCGCGCCCGACCGCGACCCACAAGCCGAGAGCACGCCCGCACGAUCGACGAUCCUCGUCGUCCCGCUCACCGUCCCCGCUACCUCCACGAUCGCCGCCGCAAUGGGCCGCGCCAGCGCAGGCGCACGGUGGAUAUCCACAAAGCUGCCCCCAAACGCCGCGAACCCGGGCCCGCGCGGGCCCGAGAUGAGCCCCGCCGCGCGCAAGGCGCUGAAGGAGAUGCGCGCGUCGAUCAACGUGAGCGCGGCGGGCAACGUCGCGGGCGCGGAGGCCGCGUUCUUCGAGUACUUCAAGCCGGACAACUCGCGCAAGGCCGUGCAGGCCUCGAACGCGGACGCUGCGGAGGGCCGGGUCGCGAUCGUCGAGUAUGUGUUCACGGAGGGCGCGUUGGGCCUUGUGCUGCCCGCGGCGGGCGCGCAGACGUCUGGGCCGGUUACGUAUUCGGCGAAAAUCGUACGGCACUUGCUCGAGCGGCGCGCGGUGAACUCGUCCAUGGUGGAUGGUGGCCUCUUGCCCGCCUUGGCGGCGCGGGAAGACUGGGAAACGAUCAGCCUCGCGAUGCGCACAGUCUCGGACCUGCCAGAGACGGACGUCAUCUUGCUUCUCAGCAAAGUCGCCGCGGCGCACAGGCGUAACGCACCUGCAGACGACAGCGCCAUGCAGGUCGACGCUACGUCCUCGCCGACGCCUGCGCUCGCGGCGUUCCUGGCGCAGUGCGUAGUGUACCCGUUCACGCCCGCGCUCCAGCGCGUCGCCGUGCGCAAGAACAUACCGGACGCGGCGGACCUCCUGCCCGUGCUGCAGGUGCUCGACGGGUGGAUCGUCCAGCACACGGACGACGGCGCGCUCCUAGCUGCCGCCGUGCCCGCCUCUGAGCUUCCUCCACUAGACAAGGUGCUCGCAUUCCUCCAGCCACUGCUCGACGCGUCGUUCCUCGCGCUCCUCGCAUACGCUCCGGCACACCGCCUCCUGCGCACGCUCGCGGCACACCUCGAGCCGACGCUCGCGCUCACGAGUGCGCUCGAGCACCUCGCCGGCCCGUUGGAGCCGUUCGCGCGUGCAGCCGCGAAGGCGCAGGCACGGGCAGCAGAGAGCAAGGACGUCGCGUCGAAGGGCGACAGCGGGCGCGACUGGCGGCGGAAGCGCAAGGCCGCGCACGAGCAGGCCGCGGUCGCUGUCGGGCUGUAUCAGGUCGAGGAGCUCGUGUUGUAA
Trametes versicolor FP-101664 SS1 is the source of this 2398-nucleotide messenger RNA. RefSeq lists its product as uncharacterized. Gene Ontology annotation, molecular function: RNA binding. Gene Ontology annotation, biological process: maturation of SSU-rRNA. The transcript has 7 exons. NCBI's taxonomy places the organism in Eukaryota, Fungi, Basidiomycota, Agaricomycetes, Polyporales, Polyporaceae. The coding region runs from base 5 to 2398 and encodes 797 amino acids. Gene Ontology annotation, cellular component: nucleolus. The record is from RefSeq and is a predicted model, not a curated record.